UCCACUGAGCUCCAGUCCUGGGUUUCAAUUCAACCUCACUGGUGUUCACUAUUGUGCAGUUAGAAAUCAUAGGUCCUUUGUGUUUAAGGACCUAGUGGGGAAAUGAUUUACAACGACCCAAACAAGCAAACCUAUCUUCCUGACAGAGUCCUCACUGGAUGAAGCACAUGCUAGUCACGUCCACACUUUGAGCCGUGGUAGAGAAACAUUGGGGUUUCGUUGGCGAUGAUAAUAGAUGUCAGACCGUCAUAUGAAUAUUGAUGCGGAGGCUAGUCUGCUUUCGUAGAGGAGCAGAAGGAAGCAAGAUGGCUGCCCUUUAGGAUUUGUUUGAAAGGAGACAAAUUGUACUUUGCUGGAUUUCUGCGUCGCUGAGAGAGGAACUGAGACUGAAGCGGUUUCUAUGCACCAGUUUGAAGUGUUUUUGUCAGAACUCAGUAAAGGGAUAGUGGGACGGAGGAACAGACUCGUUGGGUGGGUAACCUGGUGGAUGGCCCUCGAGCAGACCAGAUGGAACAGGAAAGUGACAGUCAUGUCGAGGACGAGAGACUGAGUCCAGUAUUAGCUGUCCAUUGUCACUCUCCAGAGAGCCCAGCUGAAACUCUGUCGGUGAAAGGCGAGACUGCAAGUGAACUAGACCAACAGUCAGACACCGAGCCGCACCAGGUGAAUGGAGAUUGUAAAUGGAGCAGUGCGAAAAGCAGCCACAUUGAGAACCAGGCACAGGUACAGGAAGUAAAAGGCGGGAGCCCCGCGGCUCGGCGAGAAACGCCCAGGCCCAAAGCGUCCAGGAAUGUACAGAACGGCGUGAAGCAUGUCCUCCGCGAAUUCUCUUCGUGCGGGCUUCCGCAAUACAAGAAAAUCAAGUUGGAUGAAGAAGCAAAUGGACAGGAGUCGGACUUAGAAAAUCAAGAUGCCAAAGGAAAAAGGUGCAUUUGGGGAAAUGAUGGGCUGUACGAGUGUGACGGACGCAAUUUACCGGGUGAUAGGAGCCAGCCCGCGCCCCCCAACAGUGAAGCUCCCAGAUCGCCCCAAACACAACAAAUCAAAGUAGGAAAUCAGAUCGACACCUACAAAAAUGGAGAAGUUCUGCCCUUCUUCGAAAGCAAUCAGAUGUCGGUCUCCAAUGGUGCUACAAGUUCUACGUCUUCCGCAAACAUUCAGCAGGAUGGGCUGCGGGGCAGCGCGCUGUCUCCGGGCUAUCCCGAGUACAUCAUGAGGGCAGCUCCGGGGCACAACUCAGGCCCACCAGUGUCCCACUGGAGUUGCGCAGUCGGGGCCGGCAGCGAGCCCUACAUCGCGGGCAAAGCCGGUGGCUUCGGGUUGCCUCUGGGAGCGGGAGCGAUGGAGGAGGGAGGGCGGCCCGGGCAGCCGAGGGCGACAGCGGCGUUCGCCACCUGUUCACAGCAGCCGGCCGUCAGCGCCUGCUUCACCAAGACCACGCCGGCCGCAGACCCAUUCACCCCGGCGAGGGCUCUGGCCAUCGGGCCGGACGAUUUCUCACGGAUGGCGGCCGGGUUCGGCUUCCCUCUCGACCGGCAGAGCGGCGGCAACCCACCCCGGCCCGAGUCGCCGCUGGAGAUGGAGCAGCGCCGGGAUGGCAGGGUGAGCGGGCAGGUGUCCCCGGAGAUGGGGAGCCACACACACAGGCCGGCGCUGGAGGGGGACGCGGGCUGGGAGGUGCCCGAGUACCGGCCACAGUCCGCCCCGCAGCGCCUGCACCUGGGCAGGGCGGAGAGCCCGGGCGGGAGGCGGGCGCUGCUGCAGGCGGGGGCUCUGAGCCGGCCCCACUCCGUCCCUCGGCAGCCCGACCCGCCCGCUCUCAGCCCCCGGCCCCAGAGCUGGCACCUAGAGCAGACGCCCCACCUCUGGCUGCACUUGCCACAAACUCAGCAGCUGCAGCCUGCCCCCGACCCCCGCCACACUGCACCCGCUCCCAAAUACCAGCACCAGUCCCACAGUGACGAGCAACAGCCUGGAUACGGCCCAAAGCAAGUGGAGCUCCUCAGAACAGAAACCCCAAUAGGUGCGUCGAGUGAACGACAGCCCCACCCAAUGUACCAACUCCACAGCCAGCUUCUUCACGCCAACAAUCCCGCCCACAGACAACUAAACGACUCUCAGAUGAACAAGCUCGUCCCUCCUUACUGCGGCAACAGGCAGAGUGGCUCGGAAGGGAUGGGAUCACUCUAUGGGGCAAACAACAGCGUGGGCCCAGGUUUUCCACCGCCAAGCAAGGGCACCGAUUUCCCGUCAGUUCCACACACCCAGCAUGAAUCAGGGCGCUCCCAGACUCCAAAACAACAAGUACACCACACAUCUGUUAUCCAGCAGACGCAGCAGCAGCAGCAACUACCAUCAGCCCAUCAGCGACACUCACAGGUACAAAUAGAUCUCCUCCAGAAACUCUCUGGCCUCAGAACGGCGCCGGACUUCACCGUCUCUCACUCACACCCAAACACAGCGCAAAUGUUCCAAGGCGCCCAGAGCACCCAGUGUCCACCCGUUCGGAAGGAGGAAAGGUUUCUAGCAAACGCAGCACUUAGAUCCCAUUUAUUGUCACAGGAAGACGCUCAGAUGAGACUGCAUCAACAAAGAAUACAGGACGUCAAAGGACUCUAUAAAGUGAUUAAGACCGAGAAAGAAUCUCCGCCUGGCCCUUCACCGACACUCCCCAGCGCCCAGCUGAAAGACGAGGCUGAUCUAGUGAAUGUUAUUAAGCAACAGAGCCGGCAAUUCAGCUGUGACCACCAGAGACAAGAAACGAGCAUCAUCGAAGCACUGGAGCAGCGCUUCAAAGAGUACCACCUCUCCUUCCCCUUUGAACGGCAGUCAUGUGUCAAGUCGCCCAAGCAAGUGAAGGUCGAAACUUCAGGCCCGCUCACUGUUUUGUCUGCAACCGCAGAUUUCGAGUCUGAUGUGGGCGGCGACUGUACCUCAGCACUACAAACCAGCUCCUCAACUGAGGCCACCCCAACGAAAAAACGGCCGGGAUCCACCCUGAGCAAUUUUUUAGAGUCACCUUUAAAACUUUUAGACACUCCUAUCAAAAGCUUAUUGGAUACACCGAAAAAGACGCAGCUUGAUGUCCCUGCGUGCAGCUGUGUUGAGCAAAUCAUUGAAAAAGAUGAAGGUCCUUACUACACGCACCUUGGAGCAGGCCGUAAUGUAGCCCAAAUUCGAGAGCUCAUGGAAAGCAGGUUUAGCAAGAAAGGCAGUGCUAUAAGAAUCGAGAAAAUUGUGUAUACAGGCAGAGAGGGCAAAAGCAGUCAAGGAUGCCCUAUUGCAAAAUGGGUGCUUCGGCGAAGCUGCGUUGAUGAGAAGUUGCUCUGCCUGGUGCGGGAGCGAGCCGGCCACACGUGUGACACAGCAGUGCUCGUGGUGCUCAUCCUGGUGUGGGAAGGAAUCGCUUUGCCACUUGCUGACAGACUGUACAUGGAGCUCACAGAAACCCUGAGGAAGCAUGGCGCCCUGACCAGCCGCAGAUGUGCUCUGAAUGAAGAACGGACGUGUGCUUGCCAAGGGCUGAAUCAAGACACCGGUGGAGCCUCGUUUUCCUUCGGCUGCUCCUGGAGUAUGUACUAUAACGGAUGCAAGUUUGCCAGAAGUAAAGCUCCCCGGAAAUUUAAGCUGCUCGGCGAUGAUCCCAAUGAGGAGGAGAAGCUGGAGGAAAAUCUACAAGACUUGGCGAGUUUAUUGACACCAGUUUAUAAGAGGCUUGCUCCUGAUGCAUUCAAUAAUCAAGUUGAAUUUGAACAGAGAGCACCAGAUUGUCGGCUGGGCAAAGCAGAGGGACAUCCCUUCUCAGGAGUGACGGCUUGUGUUGAUUUUUGUGCUCAUGCUCACAGAGAUUUGCACAACAUGCAGAAUGGUAGCACUGUGGUUUGCACACUUACCAAAGAGGACAAUCGGGUUAUUGGCCAAAUUCCAGAUGAUGAACAGCUCCACGUGCUGCCUUUGUACAGGAUUUCUUCAACUGAUGAAUUUGGAAGCGCGGAAGGUCAGCAGCAAAAGAUCAAGGAAGGUGGUAUUCAGGUGCUGUCCUCUUUCCGCCGUGUGGUGAGGAUGUUGGCUCAUCCAGCCAAGUCAGGGCGGCAGAAGAAGGAAUCCAGAAAGGCAGGGCGGGUCGUGAAUCAGGAAAACAGCACUGCAAAGGCCGAGAAGGGACAUUCAACGACUGCGAGAUCAACUCAGGCCAGCUUGGUGAAUGCAGCUUCCAAACCGCAGCUGCCAAGUAAUUUAGGUCACGCUAUUCCACCAUCUAUUCAACAACAUACGGUGCCCAAUAUCUACCAGUCUGCCCAACCAAGCACUUACGCAGGUUACCAGUGUAAUGGAAGCACAUCUAUUGACAACUUUCACCAUUAUAUGGGGUCUUAUUAUCCCUCACUUGCACAUCAUAUGGACAUGUACCGUUAUCAAGUCCCAAUGAACAAACUUACCCUGCCACCAAUACAGACUCUCUACCAGCAGUUUUCAAAUUCCUACAGGUUUGGCAAUGAUCAGAUGUGUAUGAGUAGAUUUUGUAAUUAUCCUGAUUAUGGUGCGCCAGUUAAUGGCUACAACAGUUGCCCGAUUGACAACAGAAUACCGAACAUCCAACAAAUGAGAGGUUACCCCCAUUUUGAUUCUUCCCCUCAAACUGAGACCCAACUCACGGAACCUACGUCUAAAUCAGUGCCCAAUGUGAGCCAAGAGACCUUGGAUCAUCCUGCAGUGGCUCAUGGCAGCCAAUACCAUUCACACACAAGCUCAUACCAACACAAUGAUCUUCGGCCUGCCGGAUCUUUCCAAAUUGAAAAUAAAGAAAAUGAACUUGAUUUGCUUGGAGCAAAAGGUCCACCAUCAAAUAAUUUACAAGCAAAUGUAUCAGAAACUGUCAAUCACAAAGUUCCAGAAAACGGUGCUCACGUGCUUUCACAAAAUGAUGCAACUGCUCCAGAAGAGCCCCAGGAGGUUUGGUCAGACAAUGAACAUAACUUCACUGAUAAAGAUAUUGGAGGAGUCGCAGUGGCACCGUGCCAUGGAUCUAUUCUCAUUGAGUGUGCAAAACGUGAACUACAUGCAACAACCCCAUUGAAAAGUCCUAACAGAAAUCACCCAACAAGGAUAUCUCUUGUAUUUUACCAACACAAAAGUAUGAAUGAGCCAAAACAUGGGCUAGCACUCUGGGAGGCCAAGAUGGCUGAUAAAGCCAGAGAACGAGAAGAAGAAGCAGAGAGACUUGGUUUGGAUUACGUGCCUCCCAAAUCUUACAGCAAAAAAGCAAAACGAGAGCCCCCAGAACCACACGAACCUGUAGAACCACCACAGAUACGCUUUAUGAGGACUCUUGCACAAAGGACUAUGACUUUCACAACAACCUCAGUAACUACAGCAUUCCCGUAUGCCUUCACACGGGUUACAGGGCCUUACAAUCGUUGGAUAUAGCGUCAUGCUUACCUGGGUUACCUCAUUUGCUGUCUGGCAUUUGGCAAGGCAGCUGUGCUAUACCCCAUGGGGAAGAAACAGCACUGGCAAAAAGAAUAAAACACCAGCAAAUGGAGCCAGGCUACAAAAUACUUACCCUGUAUCUCAAUUCAAAUUUGAAAGAGUGCUCACAGUAAGGACCAAGCUGAAAAGUGUCCUAUGCAAAAAAGUGUUGUAACAGAAAAUUAUUCUGGGAUAUGGAUACAUACAAGGCCUUACUGUAAAUUAAUUUAAACUAAGUAUUUAUGCUAGACACAAGUGACCUCUUAUGUCAUUGAUGAGCCUAAUCCUAGGAAACGGGGCAGGAUCAGAACCCAGUCCUCUGGUGCUGAGUGUUGAGGCAACAUUCAAAAACUACACAUUUCCAACACGUAGUUUUCACUGCAUAGAAUGACUAUCAAACUGAUAGCAGUUUGUUUGCCUUUCUCUAUAUGUUGAUUGCAGAUAACAGUCAAUUCAAACAGCUGAAAUUGAUUUUAAUUGAAUAGUCAGGAAAAAAACUGAAAAGUUUAAAAUUCAUGGUGCUAUGUUUGACCAUUAUGGUGCUAUAUUUAGAGGAUUUUUAACAUCUUUAUGUAAAUUUCAAAUGCCAUUUAAAUGGUUUCAUAAUUAUUAACAUUUUUCAAUUGAUUAAUUGAUGCUGAGACGUCCUCUCAUAGUGCAGAGGGCUUUUAACUUAAAGCUCCGGCUGUGUGAAAGAAAAGCCUACAUUUAAAAUGUAGCAAAGUACUUUGGAGGGUCAAUGAAUUCUGAUUCAGUCGUGAUCCUCAAAAUGAAUUUCAUGAAAUAUUUUGUAAGACGUUGGUAUUCAAAAAGCACUUUGAAUAUUUUAGGGAUUGACAUAUUGAAGGGUGAUAUAGAGUACUAAGAGAUUUACUGUAAAAUAAAAGACUGUAAAAUAUCCCAGCCAUAAGUCAGAUAAUAGGCUACACGUAUACCCUUUAAAUGUCAUUGAUUACCUUACAGUUUGGGAUUUACUGGAUAUAAUGGGAAACCUUAAGAGAAUGCCACAUAAAACACUGAUGCUGGUGCUCACAUACAAUGUGCAGCUAUAUUUGUUAUGUUAAAAUAUAACAGUUCAUACUCAAUCAUUAAAGUGAUUGUGCAUUUUUUAGAUCUAGGCUUUCAUAUUAACACUUAUCCCACAGCAUGUUUUAGACAAAAAUACUAUGGUUAUUCUAGACCAAUUAAAACAUUUAUAAAUGAAAUAUAUAUUCACUCAAUAGAUUUGAUUUGCAAUGAGAUGCUGAUGUUUGAAUAGAAAUGUAACUUUUUCAGUUACAAUAUAAGCAGAGUCAUUAACGGAGAGAACUGAUAACAUACCAGGGAAGAAUAAAACAGGGUUAGUUGUAUCAAAUGGUGAAAUCAGGCAGCUGGCUUGCUGUGGUAAUGUUAAAAUCAUAAAUGUGUAAAUAUGAAAAUGCAAAAAAAAAACAAAAAACAAAACUGUACAGUAAAUUAAUUUGUAAACAGAAAUUUCUUUUUUUUUACUUAAUGCUUUUACUAUUUUAGUACUGUAAUAUUUUCCUAAUACUUUCCUUUAAGCUUUUUUCAGAAUGGUGCUACUCAAUCUGCUACAGUUAAAAUGUGAGUUUAGGAAGUGUAAAGAGGAUUGGAGAUGUUUAUACUUGUCAUAUACCUCAGCUCUUGUACUGGGCAAUAGGAAAAUGAUGUUUCAGUAAUCAGUAGUGUUUUGUACACCAUCAUUGUUUAAUUUAAAAGUCUUUAUGACAUAAAAUCUUUUUUUUCAUUUUGAUACUUGAUAACUUGAAACUCGAGCUUUUGUUCUACAAGAUGAUCAGGGAUAUUACAACUCUUAUUUUCUCCUUUUGCCAAUACAUCACCUGUGUUUUAAUACCACCCUUUGUUUUAUUUUUCAGGGAUACCUUCACUUUGUUUAAUCCCUAUUUGGAUUUUACGUGAAUAGUGGGAUACAUGUACUUGAUGCUUUUAAAUUGAGCGUUUGUGAACCGAUGGUUUUGUUUUUAAUUCUAAGCAAGAAAGUACGUAAUAGUUCUCUUUUCUUUAAGAAUUUGAAUGAUGUAUGCACUGAGCUGAUAAAAGGGAAGAAAAUAAAGAAUUGAAAUUUGCUAUUUUCCUGGUGAGGGAGGGGGUUGAAUUAAUGUCUCACAUGAACGAAUGAAUUUGUGUCACUUGUUGUACAGGGCCCAGCUACAGUAGCAACAUGUCUGUUGGAAGUAAAGUGCACGUAUAGGUUAUUGGGUUGAUGCUAGCCAUACUUGAAGAAGCUUCAGAGUGGUGUUGACAUUACUUGAAUUUAAUUUCAGUUUGAUUGAUGCACAGCGGUAUAUAUUGUUCACUUCUCAAGCUAGAGGUUAAUGUAUACUCAAGUGUAAGAUACUUAGUUGAAUUUGACACUAAAAGUCAGUUUUGGUGUGCAUUUCAUUCUAUUCUGUAUUUUACUUUAGCUUUGCUCUUUACUGAUAAAUUGGGUAUGUUGAAAAAAAGAUAAAUAAGGCUGGUUAUAAAUACUGUAAGUAAUGUACUAAAAGCAGAAAGUUAUUUGAAAGCUGUUUAUUAUAUCAUUCCCGAUAAUGCUGAGUUGUGGGUCUUUUUAAUAAAAUUUAUAUUUAUUUAAUGCA
Amblyraja radiata (thorny skate) is the source of this 8069-nucleotide messenger RNA. Its product is annotated as methylcytosine dioxygenase TET2-like. Gene Ontology annotation, molecular function: DNA 5-methylcytosine dioxygenase activity. The record is from RefSeq and is a predicted model, not a curated record. The transcript has 11 exons. Gene Ontology annotation, biological process: myeloid cell differentiation; positive regulation of transcription by RNA polymerase II; chromosomal 5-methylcytosine DNA demethylation, oxidation pathway. Gene Ontology annotation, cellular component: nucleus. Bases 508 to 5427 code for a protein of 1639 amino acids. Lineage: Eukaryota; Metazoa; Chordata; Chondrichthyes; Rajiformes; Rajidae.